Soboliphyme baturini is the source of this 474-nucleotide messenger RNA. The record is from the annotation of a GenBank genome assembly. Lineage: Eukaryota; Metazoa; Nematoda; Enoplea; Dioctophymatida; Soboliphymatidae.
AUGGAGUGGCGAAGAGCUUCUCUGUUUGGUCAGCCGGGGAGACUGGCAGCGGCUUCCGCGCAAGAAGCUCUCGUUGCAGCUGGAAACAUUCCUUUCCAGACCAAGGGACAGAGGAAUGAAACAGCUUGUUUGGGUACGUUCGCUUAUUUCACAAUAAUGCAUCGCAAUUGUCCAAAGGCGGACGCUGCGUUUGUUGUUGUUCGACUGAACCCAUGGGUCGCCUUUAUGAGGCUUCGCAAGGAGAUUCCGCCUUGUUCCCUCCUCGAUAUUCUUGGUCACGAGUCAACAUUUUCGACUCUAAGUAGAUUAGCUCGUGCUGCUGCUGCUGCUUUGCUGCUGUUGCUGUUGGAAAACGACGACGACGACGAUGAAGAGGCUGACGACAACGACGACGACGACGACGAGGGCGUGACGACGACCAGAACGACGAGCACGAACUAUGGCUCGUUCAAGCGUUCUGCGCCGUCAGCCUAG